CCCCUUUUUCUACACGAAACGAGUUCCGGACCGGUUGUGCAUUACUGGGCGUGUUUUCAUUGAUCCUUCAUCAUGUCUUCACCACAGCUGCCAUUCCCUGACCCCGAGAAGAUUUUUACCUCUUGGUGGCCAAUUAUCAUCGGUGUUACUGUCGGAAUAUUUUAUGCAGCAAGACAAUGGUUGCGGGGCGCACAGUUUGUGGAGGAAGUAAAACUGGAAGGGAAGGUUGUUAUUGUCACUGGUGGCAACUCAGGCAUCGGCAAUGCUGCAGCGUUAUAUAUGGCCAGGAGAGGUGCGAAGGUGAUCAUAGCAUGCCGGGAUGAGGCUCGAGGCCAGGAGGCUGCGGAUGAGAUGAAGACGCUCCACAAGCAGGAGGUGACCGUCAUGAAGUGUGACCUGGGCUCCUUCAAGUCUAUCAGGGAGUUUGUGGAAGCUUUCAAGAAGAAGGAAAAGAAGCUUGACAUUUUGAUCAACAAUGCAGGCGUGAUGAUGAGCCCCCAGACUCUAACAGAGGAGAAGUUUGAGAUGCAGUUUGGUGUCAACUAUCUAGGUACAUUUCUGCUGACGGAGCUACUGUUGGAUGUCCUGAAGGCGUCCGGUUCAAGUCGUAUCGUCAACACUUCUGCAGCUGCUAGUAACCUCGGAGAGAUCAACUUUGAUGACAUCAACAUGGCGGAGGACUACAGUCCUGGACAAGCAUAUGCGCAGAGUAAACUGGCCGUCAACUUGUACUCAUUACACUUGGCACGACGGCUUAAAGACACCAAGGUAAUCGUGAAUGUGACCAACCCUGGAAUUGUCAACUCUAAUGGACAUCGCCAUCUCCCCUUCAAGAACAACAGUUUCCUGCGUGUCAGCUUCUCCCCGAUUGUGUGGUUUGUCAUGAAGACACCAGCAGAUGGCGCUCAAACCACACUCCUUCUGGCAUGUUCAAAAUCUAUAGAUGGCGUGUCCGGAAAAUACUACAAAGACUGCACUUUGAGUGAGCUGACGGGCAAGUCUCUGGAUGAAGAGCUCCAGGAGAAGUUAUACAAGGAGUCUGUGAAAUGGACGGGCCUUGUGAAGAAGACACAAUAAAUGCUUGUCUGUCUUCUGUACCCAUGUAGUGUUAUUACAGAGUUCAGAAAUAUCAAAAGAGCGGCUUUCACUAAACAUUUUCACUAAAAAGAGUUAAGGUUUGUUCUUACUGAUCAGACAGUUGAUAAUAGUUUCAGGAAUAGUUCCUCUGGUAGUGGCAUUGAAUGUUUUUAGGGAAAUAUAGAACAAUGAUUAUGGAACAGAGUCUGGUAGUGGUGUUUACUAAUGGGGAAAUGUAAAAUAAAGAUUGUGGAACAGUCUGGUAGCACAUCAACUAGCAAGUUUGUGUUUAGACCUCAGCUUUAGUUCUGUGUAGGAUGUGUAGUGUUAUUAUACAUAAGUCAGGGUGUCAUCUUUUAUUUUUCGGUUUCACAUAGUCUGAUCAAGUAUUUUUUUUAACAAGCUCGAAGAAAGUUUGGCUUCCUUUUGAAGUAACUGUGAUGAAGAAAUGACUGAAAAAAUCCUUCAUUUAAAUCUGCCAUUGCAUGAGCAUACAAAGGGACCAGUCAUUUGUUGUAGGGAUUGGCAAGCUCCUCACACCGAAAGCCCAUUGACAGAGCUCUCUAUACUAUCGCUGCCGCCAGUCAAAGCUCCCCACUGUGACAGGUGGCUACAACAAUGCUUGGAGUUAAACUCACAACCGGCUGACCAUUAUUCUUUACAAACAAGUGAUGACAGUCUUGAUGCUGAAUACCCUUAUCCCAGUUAAAUUAUUUUGUUUGUCAAUUUGAAUUUCUAUUUCAUUUCAACUAUCAUGGAAUUGGUAUAGUAAGAAUGUAAGGGAGAAGUUGGGUGAUUUUCGGUUCGUCUGCAAUCUGACCAAUCUGAUUAAACAAACAAUAAGUUAAAUUCAUCUGGGAAGUAUGGUCAGUCGUAAACCUUUUCAAAAUUCACUAUGAUGGCAUUCACAAAGACAUAAGCAAAAGUAUAAAGGUCACUACAUUUGGGGUAAGCUCAAAUUUCAAGAUUUUGUAAUGGCUGCUUCCACACUGACUGCAGCGAUGUUACCGAUAGUGUCACCCACUAGGAAGAGCUUGGGUCCGAUGGAAUCUGGGGAGGUCACCAAAAAAUAAUACACAUAUUUGGGGAGGGUCAUGAAAAAACAUACCAGGACAUGGGAAUGUUAUCCAAAAAUAUGUCAAGCAUGAGGGGAGGGUCAGUGUUUUCAGUACAUUAGUGCAUCAAAAGCCUCUGACCCAUCCACCAUGUAAGAAAUGACCAGUCCCUAAGCUGUCAUGACAAAAUAGAUCCAUGUUCCUUGUAAGACAUGUUGUGUGAUGAUUUCAAACGAAGCAACAACCUUGCCAUCCUUUGUUCUGUAACUGCCUUCUGUGCUUACAGUAAAUACUUCAUUACAUUGGUCAUAAAAUGACGGGUCUACAUCAUGUCCAAAAAUGUCAAAAGCAUUUGUUCAAUAGUCAGUUCCAACUGUUCUGUUUCCAGGAACUCUGCACUCCAUGCGUCUUGUAUUGAAGUUUGUUUCACAUUCUCACAUCCAAAUUCAUUUUUCUUUAUGGUUUGACAUCAUGUAUUUUCAGACACUCAUAUAUAUUAUACAGACAUAUCAUUUGAUUCAUGGUAAAGGGAUUUGUAUGACCUUGAAGGAAGGGCAGUAAUCCACUUGUAAAUGAAACAUCCUUGGAUUCAGAAUCUGGAUGCUGUAGUACAAAGGGGUCUUAGCGCUAAGGUGAUCGUAACUCCACAACUUUAACAUAGGCUUAUGAUCAUCAUAGCACUAAGGUGAUCCUAAUUCCACUACAUUAAUAUAGGCUUACACUCAUCAUAGCGCUAAGGUGAUCGUAACUCCACUACUUUAAUAUAGGCUUACGGUCAUCCUAGUGCUAAGAUUGUUUUGUACAAUGGCACCCUGAACUUGCAAUGUACAUCUUCAUUCAUGGAAAGUGAGACACUUACUACAUGCAUGUGCAUGUUGUGUAGUUGUUGUUUUACUAAGAUAUUUAUUCAGUGCUUGGUUCUAAUAAAAAUGGCUUUGAUUCUGAACCAGAUAAACCAGUAGUGCUGCAUGUUGAUGUCCACUGGAGGUCUAAACUUCACAUUAGCAAACCUUUGCUAAAAGAAAAAGGGCAAUCAUUUCUCCCUUGGAUGAGUAUAUUUUUAUUGCAGUGGACAUAAACUUCACAAUGGCCAGCAAGAGUUUUUUUGAAAAUCAAGCCUCAUGACUAGUAAAUUUUGAACCUUUUUACAAUAUAUUUGAGUACAUCUUUCCUUAUCCUGCACUUCUUGUACUGUACUGCUGGUUCGGUGAAUCUCCUCCCCCUCCUCUCUCUCUCACACACUCAUAUACCACCUAGGGGUGAAACAAUAAAUCGGUGUACCGGUGCAUCGUAACGUUUUCAUGCAAUGAUAUGGUACACGAUACGUUUUCUUCUGUAUAGAUACAAGACGAUACACUUGCUAAAAUAUAUUACUUACUUCUCAUUUAAUGACCCCCAGCAAUUUUGUCAGUCAAAUAUCUCAAAAUGUGUUGUGAUUAGCAUUCCAAGUUCACUACUAAAAGUAGCAGCUACAGACCUAUCUGCAGCUAGCUGUUCCUUUAGAACAUGCUCCAAAAUAUUUAGUCAAGGAGUUUCCAUGCAAUUUGAUGCAAACGUGUAUCGCGAUACGUAUCAUGAUACGUAUGGUAUGGUGACCUUGCUGUAUCAUUUCACCCCUAAUACCACCCACCCCAUUGUGAAUGGUUGUGAUUGUUGAUGCAAAUAUGUCCUUUAUUUAGGUGAAUCAUUUAUACAACCCUGGAUAAUUUCUCUUUCACUGAUUGUUUAACCAAUAUUGACUGGUAUUUAUUGCUGCGGCAACUGGACAGGAUGCUACAUAUUGGUUUGGCUUAUGUCACAUGUCUCAUUGAGGCUAACCAAUACUGGUGAUAUACUGAUAGUACAAUUGUACAAUGUUUUAUAACUUUUCAUUCAGAAGUAAAUUCCACUUAUUGUUUUCCUUACCUUUAUAAUGUCUGCGUUAUCACCAUGGCAUGUGGUGAUUAAUGUGAAUACUCAGUCUGCAAGUAGGUACCCAGUUAUAUGAUUGUUAUCAUCAUGAUCAGGUGUUAAAUAUGUGUGACCUGACUGUCAUCCUUGUCUAGGAUCAUUGCUCAUGCUUUCAACCACUGGUUGCCCAGGCCCAAAUUUGAUUAUUUACAUGUUGACUGAUAAAGCACAAAUGUUGAUGACAGUUGUGUAAAACUACACUUACUCACUCAAAUGCUCCAUAUCCAGCUUCACUGGUUAUGAUGAUCAGUGCUCAAUCAUCUUGACUCAUGUAAACCAGCUUCAGUUGACUUGUUGAAGGAGUGGCCCAGUCAUCUAAGGCGCCACAAUUCACAGUGCAGAGUUGAGUCCCAGAAAGUUAUGGUCAUGGGUUCGAAUCUCAAAUUAUGUUUCUAGGUUUGUCAGCACCAUACCGCUCGUGAGUGGUAAUUGUCCGAGACCUGCUUCAUUUGGGGCUUUCCUGACAGGCUGCGAUAUAACUGGAAUACUGUUAAAAGCAGUGUUAAAACUAACUCACUCACUUGUUCAAGCAUUCCUUUACACUAGCGGAAGGAGGCAGCCCUCAUCCUGGUUGUGUAUAGCUUUGUUUCCACAACAUGCCAUUGUUGCAUUUAUGAGCAUUGAUUAUGCAAUUGCUGUAUGCAGAUCUGCUGGAUGUAUUUUGUACUAUGCUUACACUUUUGUAAUAAACAGCUGUUUUUACUUCUA
Messenger RNA from Haliotis rufescens (red abalone), 4790 nucleotides. RefSeq names its product retinol dehydrogenase 14-like. NCBI's taxonomy places the organism in Eukaryota, Metazoa, Mollusca, Gastropoda, Lepetellida, Haliotidae. The record is from RefSeq and is a predicted model, not a curated record. Gene Ontology annotation, molecular function: oxidoreductase activity. Bases 73 to 1077 code for a protein of 334 amino acids. The transcript has 7 exons.